AUGAAUGUCAGUAAUUCCCAACAAUUUUAUAACACAGAAGUAUCCCAGUUACCUAUGGAUAAUUCUCAACAGCAACACGUCACGUCACCACAAUCUCAACACCCAACACUUCAACAGCAUCAGCCAAUAGAGUCUACUACAGAUCCCACCGUAAAAUCUGAACACGAGAAUCAAGUUGGUGAGGCCUCAAAUGUAAUGAAAGAAGCAGAUACAAAGAAAAAGAGAAAUGGACCGAAAAGAAGAAAAGUUACUCACGGUCGUCCUUGUCAACGUUGUAUAAAAAGAAGUAUAGGACACCUUUGUCAUGAUGAACCCAAAGGCACACACAAUGCACAACAAAUGACUGGAGGAACUAAUGCGAUACAAGCUAACCUUAUGUCAAUGCAACAAAUUCCACAGGAUGUAUUAAGACCUGGAGGAAAUUAUCCCAAUUUACCAAUGCAGGCGUUCCCACAGAUCACAGCAUAUUCGCAAUUACCUACACCUCUAACGUUUGCGAGCGAGCACAUGGGGCAUGAAUUCACCGUGCUUACUGACUUUUUGGAAAGUGUUGAUGGAAAUCAUCAAAAUCUUCACAAUUCCAGCGGCGGAACCCUGAUAGACACUACCGACAAAUUUCUUUUGACUGCGGCGGAUCCAUCGGAUGUAUUCAGUUCUAUGGGUAUUCCAGCUUGUUUAUGGCGAAGAACUGGAGAGAUAUAUAAAGGGAAUAAAGAAUUCGCAUCACUUGUAGGCGUAACAGCGGAAAUGCUAAGAGAAGGUCGACUUUGUAUAUAUGAGUUGAUGGUGGAAGAAUCAGCUGUGAAUUAUUGGGAGACCGGUAUGUUACAUUUCAUUGAUGUAAUUAUAAUUCCAGUAAUUUAUUUCUAA
This is a messenger RNA of Diversispora eburnea, 870 nucleotides long. The record is from the annotation of a GenBank genome assembly. Lineage: Eukaryota; Fungi; Glomeromycota; Glomeromycetes; Diversisporales; Diversisporaceae.